This is a messenger RNA of Tetrapisispora phaffii CBS 4417, 1218 nucleotides long. RefSeq names its product pyruvate dehydrogenase (acetyl-transferring) subunit E1 alpha (gene PDA1). Gene Ontology annotation, cellular component: intracellular membrane-bounded organelle. Gene Ontology annotation, biological process: pyruvate decarboxylation to acetyl-CoA. The transcript has a single exon. The record is from RefSeq and is a predicted model, not a curated record. The coding region runs from base 1 to 1218 and encodes 405 amino acids. Lineage: Eukaryota; Fungi; Ascomycota; Saccharomycetes; Saccharomycetales; Saccharomycetaceae. Gene Ontology annotation, molecular function: pyruvate dehydrogenase (acetyl-transferring) activity.
AUGUUAUCUGCUUCUUUGAGAAAACAAUUGAAGUUCAACGCUUUCCAAAAUGGGAGAUCUGUUAUCAGAUCUAUGGCUACUACCAAGAAUGCCACAAAGGAUUCAGAAACUGUUAAAAUCACUUUACCAGAAACUUCAUUCGAGGGCUACAUGCUAGAUAUUCCUGAAUUAGGAUUUGAAACAAGUAAACAAUCUCUUUUACAGAUGUAUAAAGAUAUGGUCAUUAUUAGAAGAAUGGAAAUGGCUUGUGAUGCUUUAUAUAAAGCUAAAAAAAUUAGAGGGUUUUGUCAUCUAUCGACAGGUCAAGAGGCUAUUGCUGUUGGUAUUGAAAAUGCUAUCACUAAGAAAGACUCAGUCAUCACUUCUUACAGAUGUCACGGUUUCACUUACAUGAGGGGUGGUUCAGUUAAAAGUGUUUUGGCUGAAUUAAUGGGUAGAAGAGCAGGUGUCUCUUAUGGUAAAGGUGGUUCAAUGCAUCUUUACGCGGAAGGUUUCUACGGUGGUAAUGGUAUUGUCGGUGCUCAAGUUCCAUUAGGUGCAGGUCUCGGUUUUGCUCAUCAAUAUAAAAACGAAGAUGCUUGUUCAUUUACCUUGUACGGUGACGGUGCUUCAAAUCAAGGUCAAAUUUUUGAAUCUUAUAACAUGGCUAAAUUGUUUAACCUACCAGUUAUCUUCGCUUGUGAAAACAAUAAAUACGGUAUGGGUACUGCCGCUUCCAGAUCGUCGGCCCUUACAGAAUACUAUAAGCGUGGUCAAUAUAUCCCAGGCUUGAAAGUCAACGGCAUGGAUAUUUUAGCUACUUAUCAAGCAUCUAAGUUUGCAAGAGAUUGGUGUGUCAGCGGUAAAGGUCCAUUGGUAUUAGAAUACGAAACAUACAGAUAUGGUGGUCAUUCCAUGUCUGACCCAGGUACCACAUACAGAACCAGAGAAGAAAUUCAACACAUGAGAUCGAAGAGUGAUCCAAUUGCAGGUUUAAAGCAUCACUUACUAGAAUUAUCAAUUGCUACUGAAGAUGAAAUCAAGGCUUAUGACAAGGCUGCAAGAAAAUACGUAGAAGAACAAGUCGCUUUAGCUGAUGCUGCUCCACCUCCAGAUGCUAAACUAUCCAUCUUAUUCGAAGAUGUUUAUGUCAAGGGUACCGAAGUACCAACUCUAAGAGGUAGAAUCCCAACCGAUACUUGGGAUUUCCAAAAGAAUGAUUUUGCCAAUAGAACUUAA